Molecule: messenger RNA, 2226 nt
Organism: Bacillus rossius redtenbacheri
Lineage: Eukaryota; Metazoa; Arthropoda; Insecta; Phasmatodea; Bacillidae
Product: angiotensin-converting enzyme-like
Exons: 14
Coding region: 202-2136 (644 amino acids)
Biological process (GO): proteolysis
Cellular component (GO): plasma membrane
Molecular function (GO): peptidyl-dipeptidase activity; metallopeptidase activity
Source: RefSeq, a predicted model, not a curated record
GCGCGAACCGGUGCGCGCGGGCGGGUUCGAGGCCGAGUACUGUUAAAGGGAGAGGGGGGGGGGAUCGGCGACGGUCCUGGAGUCGUGGAGGGGGUUGGAGGGGUGACACGCGAGUCCGUGAUCCCGCAGCCAGUGCCGACGCGGACCUCCGAGAGGCAGCGUCUCGUUCGAUCCGCCGCUCCCGCUGCCUCCCGGCCCGGCAUGAUGCUGCUGCUGGCGCUGCUGCUGCAGCUGCUGCAGCUGAGCCCGCGAGCCGCCGCCUUCGACCCCGACCAGGAGGACUUCCUCAGCGACGAGGAGCAGCGCGCGCGCAACUACCUGGACUACGUGGACGCCGAGUUCGCGCGCCGCUCCACCGCGGCCGUGCGCGCCGCCUGGGACUACGCCUCCAACAUCACCGACGAGAACCUCGCCCGCAAGUUGGAGGUGUCCGCCGAGAACGCGCGCUACCAGAAGCAGCAGUGGCAGGAGACCAUCAAGUACCACUGGCAGUCCUUCAGGGACGCAGACCUGCGCCGGCAGUUCAAGAAGUACGCGGUGCUUGGCACGGCCGCGCUCUCCGAGGAGAAGCACGACAAGCUGGAAAAAUUAAUAAGUGAAAUGGAAUCGAUAUACAGCAAAGCGAAGAUCUGCGACUACAAGAACUCCAGCAAAUGUGAUUUAAGUUUAGAGCCAGAGCUGGUGGAGGUGCUGCGGACCAGCCGGGACCCGGGCGAGCUGCAGCACGUGUGGCUGGAGUGGCGGCGCGUGUCGGGCGAGAAGUGCCGCGCCUCGUACGAGCACUACGUGGCGCUGUCCAACGAGGCGGCCAGCCUCAACAACUUCACAGACAACGCCGAGUACUGGCUGACGGACUACGAGGCAAACGACUUCCCGGAGCAGGUGGACCGCCUCUGGAAGCAGCUGGAGCCACUCUACAAGCAGCUGCACGCCUACGUCAGGCGGAAGCUACGUGAGGCUUAUGGCGAUGAGGUGGUGUCAGCACGAGGUCCGAUACCGGCCCACUUGCUCGGGAACAUGUGGUCCCAAACUUGGAAUAACAUCCUGGAUAUCACUACUCCCUACCCUCAAGUCGAAGCAGUCGACGUUACCUCACAGAUGGUGAAACAGGGCUACAAACCGCUCAAGAUGUUCCAGCUCGCGGAGGAGUUCUUCGUCUCGCUGAACCUCAGCGCGAUGCCAGAGAGCUUCUGGCAGGACUCCAUCUUGGAGAAGCCGACCGACAGAGACAUCGUGUGCCACGCCUCCGCAUGGGACUUUUACGAUGGGAAGGAUUUCAGGAUCAAGCAGUGCACGCAGAUCAACAUGCAGCACCUGUUCACGGCGCACCACGAGAUGGGGCACGUGCAGUACUUCUUGCAGUACAGGGACCAGCCCACAGUCUACAAGGAGGGCGCCAACCCAGGCUUCCACGAGGCGGUGGGCGACGUGAUGUCGCUGUCCGUGUCGACGCCGCGCCACAUGCGCGAGCUGGGGCUGCUGGACGCCGACGCCGUGGACGACCGCGCGGCCGCCGUCAACUACCUGUACCUGCAGGGCCUGCAGAAGAUAGCCUUCCUGCCGUCGGCGCUCCUCAUGGACGUGUGGCGGUGGGACGUGUUCAAGGGCCGCACCGCCAGCGACCGCUACAACUGCGACUGGUGGAAGCUGCGGGAAAAAUAUCAGGGCAUCGAACCUCCAACUGACAGGACAGAGGAUGACUUUGAUCCAGGUGCAAAGUACCACAUCAUUGCGAGUGUUCCUUACAUAAGGUAUUUUGUGAGCUACGUAAUACAGUUCCAAUUUCAUCGGUCCCUAUGCCAGGUAGCGGGACAGUUUGACCCAGAUAAUCCUGAAAAGAUGCCUUUACACGAAUGUGAUAUUUACCAGAGUAAGGAAGCUGGAAAUCUACUUGGCAAGAUGCUGCAGAUGGGGUCGUCGCGGCCCUGGACGGACGCCAUGCAGGUGGUGACGGGGCAGCGCGAGAUGGACGCCAGCGGCCUGCUGCAGUACUUCAGCCCGCUGCUGGAGUGGCUGCAGCAGGAGAACAACAGGACGGGCGAGUACAUCGGCUGGGAGCCCACCACUAAAGUGUGCGUGAGCAGCCGGGAAGAGCUGGAGAGACUGCGUGGCGUGGAGACAGCCACGGAGGGGUAGCCGCGACUCUACAGCGGCGCUGCUCUGCCGUCCACGGCCUCUACACUACCAUGCCAAAAAUAACAUUAAAACAUAAUUUAUACAAGAUAA